AUGGAAAAGAGCAGUUUAAUUCUUGAUAAGACAUUAAUUGAGAAAGAAUUGAGAAAAGUUAGUCCAAAAAGACCGUCUGAAUUGAGAAAGAAAUUACUUACUAUCGGUGACGUAAAAUCGCUAACAGCAGAUGAUGACAGUACUAAUGUUGAAGCUGCUAAAGAUUAUUAUUUUAUUCACCUGAGUUUUCAAGAACUUUUUGCAGCACCGUAUUUGAUUAACGCUCUCCAAAAUCCUAAACUCGCGCCUGAUGUGAUCAAUGGAUUGCUGGCAGCACUUGGCGAUGAACAUAAUAAUGUCAGAUCUUGUGCAGCUCAAGCUCUCGGGAAAAUGGAUGAUAGUGCAGCCACGACUGAUGUGGUCAGAGGAUUGUUGGCUGCCCUUGGUGAUGAACAUUAG
This is a messenger RNA of Didymodactylos carnosus, 399 nucleotides long. The record is from the annotation of a GenBank genome assembly. NCBI's taxonomy places the organism in Eukaryota, Metazoa, Rotifera, Eurotatoria, Philodinida, Philodinidae.